Messenger RNA from Oppia nitens, 1593 nucleotides. Its product is annotated as serine/threonine-protein kinase Nek7-like. Gene Ontology annotation, biological process: protein phosphorylation. Bases 45 to 1565 code for a protein of 506 amino acids. Gene Ontology annotation, cellular component: cytoplasm. Gene Ontology annotation, molecular function: protein serine/threonine kinase activity; ATP binding. The transcript has a single exon. Lineage: Eukaryota; Metazoa; Arthropoda; Arachnida; Sarcoptiformes; Oppiidae. The record is from RefSeq and is a predicted model, not a curated record.
AAAAGUGAAUUAAUAAAUCUAAGAGAAAAAAAUAUUUGACAAAAAUGGGGAACGCCUUAAAUCGAAAACAGCCGCCGCCUGCAGCACAUGUAGUCGACCCACAAUAUAGGGCCCAUUAUUUAAGAGACAGACGAAAACAAGUCGAUUAUGUAGAAGAUUAUCCAAAAGAUCUCAAACAUCCGUACGGUGUGGCAAAAGGCAGACAGUUUGAAAAGGUCUACAAAUGGGAUAAAGUAAAGAAACAGUUUAGACCCAGAAAGCAUCCGAUUGGCAAAGUCAGCAAUAUGCCUGUCCAGGGACCGGCCAAUUGGGAUCAAUUGUGGCUAACACCGUGGGAAGCAAAAAAAGAUGACUAUUCUGAUGCACCUGAAGUUCGUCCGCCACGAGCGGAACAUGUAGUCGAUCCUGAAUAUAGGUCUCAUUUGGCAGAUGUCCGAAAAGAUGAUGGUAUCGAUUACACAGACAACUUUCCCCGGUUUCUCGAUCCGUACGGUGUGGGUAAAGGCUAUGAGUUCAAUGAUUUAUAUGAUUUUGAUGCCCGAGCCGGUAGAUACAAGCAAAAACAAGCGGUUACGGCUCAACAUAGAGAUUUGCCGAUACAGGGACCGGCCAAUUGGGAUCAGCUCUGGCCUACGUAUGACGAUGUAGGCACAGACUAUGAAGAACCAAUACCUAGGAAUAGACCAUUGCCUGAUUUUGCGCUCAAUUAUCUAAAAGAAAGGGAAGGUAAUAUCAAAUUUCACAAACAACUCGGUAAAGGUAUGUAUGGAACUGUUUGGAAGGUUAGUCAAUGCAAAUGGGUAGUUAAUUACAACCGGUAUAUCAGGUAUAGGUAUGCAUGCAAAGUUUUAGUGUUACGUGGUUUCGGUAAUUUACACUACGAUUACAAUAUAUUGUUGGUCGACAUACAUCAGCUCCGGUAUCUACAUCAUCCGUAUAUUACCCGACUGGACGAUUGUAUUGGUAUUCCCGAUCGGAAAACCGGGUUUCCCUAUGCCUUCUGUCUGGUACUGAUGGAGUUGUGCGACGAAGAUCUCGAACACAUUAUUGACAGUCAGGUCGACCAACGCAUCGGCGAACAACAUUGCAAACGAGUUGUCCAGUGUGUGGCCAGUGCUCUACAGUAUUUGCAUAGUAUGCGGGUAGUACACCAGGACAUCAAACCGGCCAACAUUAUGUAUCAUCGGGCCACUAAUGCCUACAAACUGGGCGAUUUUGGUUUAGCCGAAUGUUUUCCUAAAGACCGGGCAAUGAUGCACAGCAACUACUAUGUAGGAACUGCCGAAUACAUGGCACCCGAAGUUGGCAACGCUAAUGUUUCGUGUCAGCCGACCGAUGUCUACUCCCUGGGUGCAACUAUGGUUCACUGUCUACUAUCCCAUGACAUACUGGAGCAAAAUGAAUUUCGUUUACACAUUCCUCAGCUCAGACAACCCGAUUGUCAGUUACCUAAUCCGCCACAACUGAGCGAUGAUGUGUGUCGACUGAUUAUGGCUAUGACUGAGGAGAAUCCUAGAAACAGGCCUAAUAUCAAUCAGGUAGUCAAUGAUCACUGGCUUCAGUAAUCUGUGUAGUAGUAGUAGUAGUAGUAGU